GCCGGUGGCGUCAUCGUCGCGCGCCGCCUCCGCGGUUACGGGCGGGCCCGUGUCGUCUUUCCCAAACAGGCAAGAUGGCGGCGCUGAGGGCGAGCGGCGUGAGGACGGCGGCUGCCGCUCUCCUGAGGCCCCAGUCGGGCGCCGAGCAGGCCCUGCCGGCCCUGGGCUAUCACAAGAAGGUUGUGGAUCACUAUGAGAAUCCUAGAAAUGUCGGUUCUCUGGAUAAGACUGCCAAAAAUGUUGGGACCGGCCUUGUGGGAGCACCAGCUUGUGGAGAUGUCAUGAAACUGCAAGUUCAAGUGGAUGAACAAGGAAGAAUUGUCGAUGCCCGGUUUAAGACGUUUGGCUGCGGGUCAGCAAUCGCUUCGAGUUCCUUGGCCACUGAAUGGGUGAAAGGGAAGAUGGUUGAUGAAGCCUUGAAGAUCAAAAACACGGACAUUGCUAAAGAACUCUGCCUUCCUCCGGUCAAGCUUCAUUGCUCCAUGCUGGCUGAAGAUGCCAUCAAAGCUGCCUUAGCAGAUUACAAGCUGAAACAAAACACGAAGAGCAACGAGGCAGAGAAGGACGCGGCCAGCGAAUAGCAAGAGUCCUUCGUGGCGAAGCUGUUCCUCUCUCGUUCCUGUUUUCCUUUACUGAGCAAUUACAUUAGGGAGCCAGCGCACUCGCCUCUGGUGAAUUGCAAGCGGGGGGAGAGGGGAGCACACCCUUCAUACGCACAAUGUACGAAAACCACCCGGGCAGGCAGAGUGUAGUGGGCUGCCACCUUGCACUUCUCAGUACUAGCUGCCCCCCUGUUCCUUAUUUCCACAUACCUCUGAACAGAACAUCUGCUUGUGAUUUCAGCAUUACACUCGCUCUGAUCUUUAGCAAAAAAUCGACUCAGGCCUUAGUGUGAAUAUUGAAUAAAUAGGUAGGGAAGGGUGGCUUUUGCAGCCUCGAUGUCUGAGAGGGGAAGGGCUUUCUCCGUGGAAAUAAAAGAUUGCCUAUUUGGGAGUGAGGAUUACCUGCAGGUGCCAAUGUGCAGCCCCUCCACCACCUGACUCUACGUGAGAUAUUCUGGUUGGAAGGCGGGGAGGGAGAGAUCACUGUGUGGGGUACAAAGCAGAAAGGCUCAAUCCAGUCGGGUAGCACCCUGUUCUCCUUGCCUAACGUAAAAGAAGCAGCAUGCACAAAGCCCUUAGCCAAGAGGGGAAAGCGUGGGCCACCUCUUCCACCAGCCGCGUCAAGUUUUGUUGUAUAGGAGUGGCUUUUGCCUCGAUCAGGCUAUUUCUGCACAAAAUACAGAUUUAUGUACAAAACAUACUAUAUAAUUGUAUGCAUAAAUAAAUUAAUGUCUGUUCUCUAAGCAGUAA
Molecule: messenger RNA, 1352 nt
Organism: Heteronotia binoei (common prickly gecko)
Lineage: Eukaryota; Metazoa; Chordata; Lepidosauria; Squamata; Gekkonidae
Gene: ISCU
Product: iron-sulfur cluster assembly enzyme
Exons: 5
Coding region: 75-581 (168 amino acids)
Biological process (GO): iron-sulfur cluster assembly; intracellular iron ion homeostasis
Cellular component (GO): cytoplasm; mitochondrial matrix
Molecular function (GO): 2 iron, 2 sulfur cluster binding; ferrous iron binding
Source: RefSeq, a predicted model, not a curated record